AUCUUCACCGCUGAUCGCCGCCGCCGCGUCGCCGGAAGGUUCUCCCUCCCUCUCUCUUUGUCGUGGUUUUUUGCGCCGGUCUGCCUUGUGCUGUCCAGGUCGCUUAUUCGUGUCGGAAAGCUCGAAGUGGACAUCUAAUUGACGCUCGAACUUUGAAGUGAAAGAUGUAUAACGGGAUUGGGUUGCAGACCCCCAGAGGGUCUGGAACGAAUGGAUACAUUCAGACUAACAAGUUCUUCGUGAAGCCGAAGACUGGGAGGGUUGCUGAGAACACUAAGGGGUUCGAGGGUGACCAGGGCACGGCUGGUGUCUCUAGGAAACCCAACAAAGACAUACUUGAGCAUGACCGGAAGCGGCAGAUUGAGCUCAAGCUUGUUGUGCUUGAGGACAAGCUUACCGAUCAAGGGUACACUGAAGCUGAAAUUGCCGAGAAGCUUGCAGAGGCUAGGAGGACUCUUGAAGCGGCUGUUGCUGCUGAGGCUAGUGGAGAACCCGGUGCCAUUGUAGUUGCUGAUACAAAGGUUUCCGAUACCCAAACACACCAAAUUGCUGCUAGAAAGGAGAAGCAAAUGGAAACAUUCAGGGCUGCUCUUGGCAUAGGCCUUACCAAAGAUAACUCAGAAGAGACAGAAGAGGAACCUAAAGGAGCCCAGAAAAGUGGGCAGCAUGAGAGACGGGAACAUAAUUUUUUGGAUAGAGAAUAUAGUAGGACGAAACAGAACAAAGAGAAGUCUAAACGUGAGGAGGAUGAUGAAAGAAAGGGCGCUAAAGAUGUGAAGAGGAGGAAGAAAGAUGGCAAGUUGGAAAAGGAUGAGGAUGAUUCUUCAGACUCGGAGAGCAGUAGGCAGCGAAAAAGGACUGAGAAGAAGCGCCGCAAAGAUUCACAUCGGACUAGUUUCGAGAGUGGUUCUGAUACUGAAAGUGGUGAAUUGAAGCGAAAGAAAUCAAAGAAGCAGAAGAGUAGGAAAAAUGAGUCUGAAGAAUCUGAUUCCGAGUUGGACAGUGAUCCUGCUGGCAAGAACCGUUCUAGAAAGGAGGCCGAUCGGUACAAGAAAUCAAAGCUGCACAGCAAAAGCAGAAAAUAUGAGUCUGAAGAGUCAGAUUCUACCAGUGAUAGUGAUGCCAAAGAGGCUAACAGGUACAAGAAAUCAAAUAGGCAUAGCAAAAACAGAAAAUAUGAGUCCGAAGAAUCUGGCUCUAGCAGCGAUAGUGAUGGUUUUGCCAAAGUGGCUGACAGGUACAAGAAAUCAAAGAAGCGCAGCACAAGUAGAAAGUAUGAGUCUGAAGAACCGGACUCUGCCACAGAUAGUGAUGGUAUUGCCAAGGAGCAAUCUAAAAAAGAGGGCAAUAAGUACCAGAAAUCUCGUCAGCAUUUUGACUUUGAUGAUGAUCACUAUUCCGGUAGAGGCUCACGUGAGCAACAGUCUAAGAAGGAGCAGCAUGCUAGAAGUAGCAGACGGCAUGACUCUGAGGAUGAGUCUGAUGGUGAAAGAGAGAUGGAAGGACAAAAAGACCCUCCCAAGGAACAAAACAGUGAGCGGAGGCGAGUGCUUGACUCUAGAUUAGAUGAUCAACGUAAGAAUUCUGAUGUGAGGCCUGAGAAAAGUAGGAGAUAUGAGAUGGAGAGGGAUUCGAUCGAUAGAUCUGUUAAGCAUGGAAAGGAGGAAGUUGACAGAUCUGUUAAGCACAGAAAGGAGCAAGUCAUGGAAAAGCAACAGAAGAAGCAAGAUUCUGAUUCUGAUUCUGAUUCAGGCAGUGGUAGCGAAGCAUAUAGGCGUCAAGAUAGGUGGCAUGAUUCUUCUGACAGUGACUCUGAUAGCAGUUUCGGUCGUAGAAAGGGUGGGAAGAACACAGGCACAGGGAAAUCAGUUCAAAAGGCACCGACAUCAUCAACCCCCAGCAGUUCUACUGAUGGUUCUCAUGAUACGAGUACUGACAGUAGUUCGCCUGACAGUUCUGAUGGUCAUAAACGCAGCAAAGUUGGGGGAAGUACUAGGUUGGGAUCAGCUGCAGGUGGGACUGAAGAGGGCAGACAAAGAAGCCAUCCUAUAAAGGACAAUGAAUCUGAUGCCCUAAAGAAGUUGGGGGACACAUAUCCAUCCGCUGAUAAGCGCACUCAAAGGAGUGACCUGUCUAGGGAUUAUGAUCGUGAUGGGCAAAGGGAUGAAUACUCACGAUCACGCAGAUUCAGGGGUGGACGGGGCGAUAAUAGUGACCUGAGUGGUGGAAAUCGCAAUAGAGAUGAUGGGCAGAGUGGCAGAUGGGGGGAGGAUAAGGACUAUGAAAGGCGUGGGGGAGAAAGAAGGCAUGGUCUAGAUGAAGAGGCUCGUGAAGGGAGAAGAAGCGGAAGAGAUGAUGAAUAUUAUGCAAGGCAAUCGAGGGAUUAUGAGGACCAGCAGCAUGCCAGUAGAAAGCGGAGUGCAAGGGAGGAAGAGGAUCGCAGAUACGGAGGGCGUGAGUCAGACUCCAGAAUGGACUCACAUAAGAGAUCUCGGUAUGAUGAAUCUGAUAGGUGGGAAGAAAGGAGAUCUGAGCACGAGUUGCGUUAUUCUCGGGACAAGCGUCGAGAUUAGAUAUGAUUCCCUUUUGGAUGUCCGGGGCAGUACCAGUAAGAUGCAAUUGUGUCCAAGGUCAAUGAAUUGUAAGCUUGAAUGGGAUCCGUCUUUCCAGCUCAAGUUAAUUGUAUCCCUCGCUCUGGCAUGAAGGUUGGAGGAGGUGCCAUGGUGGAUUGGAACUUCAUGGAGGCUGCAUAUAGUAUACGCUCAAUCGGAGCUUCUUAGAUUCAGUCGCCUUUCAUUUAGUAUGGGCUCCUUUUUUAUGUUGAUGCUUUUGCGUAUGUUGCUUAAAUACUCGGUUUGUACCCAUUUCCGUUUAGUGUGAUUACUGCUUUGGUAUGGUUACUCGUAACGAUAUACCAUGUUGAGAUCAUUUAGGAUUGGUUGUACGUACUGCUGCGUCGUUGAUUUUGAAUGUCCGAUUGAACCAAAUGACUUUGCAAAAGAAUUUGAUGAUGUUUCUCUUUUGCAA
Messenger RNA from Punica granatum (pomegranate), 3027 nucleotides. Lineage: Eukaryota; Viridiplantae; Streptophyta; Magnoliopsida; Myrtales; Lythraceae. The record is from RefSeq and is a predicted model, not a curated record.